Molecule: messenger RNA, 2708 nt
Organism: Rosa chinensis
Lineage: Eukaryota; Viridiplantae; Streptophyta; Magnoliopsida; Rosales; Rosaceae
Product: transcription factor bHLH49
Exons: 10
Coding region: 553-2199 (548 amino acids)
Biological process (GO): regulation of DNA-templated transcription
Cellular component (GO): nucleus
Molecular function (GO): DNA-binding transcription factor activity; protein dimerization activity
Source: RefSeq, a predicted model, not a curated record
UCAUCUCUUUCACUCUCUCUAAAAGGAACCCAUCUUCCUGGUUUCUCUCUCUCUACAACAUUAAAAGCCAUUGCUUUUAGUUACAGGUUGAGGUUUUCUCCUCUCUCUCUCUUUAUUGGGUGUGUGACAGUGAAGUCUAGCAGAGCUGAAAAAAACAGAGCAAGAGGGAGGGGGUUUCAAUAGUAAAAAGCUUGAAUGGAGAGGACCAAAAGUAGACACAGAAUCUGAAUUGGUUUCUGUCUCGGGAGCGCUUCCCUUUAUGAAUCUUGGUACACUGCAACUACAAAGUUUCAGUCUUCCACUUUGGAAAUGGUAGCUUCUGCUAAGUUGGUGUGAUAUUUCGUACUCUUUCUACUGCUACAUGGCUCUCCUUUCACUGUUUUGGGGUUCUUCUGCUCAUUAAUUAAAGGGGAUCAGCUUCAACACUAAAAGUACAUCAUUUCUUUACUUGCUGAAAUUUCUUCUGAGGUUUUUGAUCCCUAUUUGACCUUAUUGAGCCGCUAGGGAGUUAAUAGGGGGUGUUCUAGUUUUUGGUGGUGUUGAGGGGAAGAGAUGGAUAUGAGUGAGAAAGAUAAAUUUGAAUUGGAGAAUAGGAAUGAGGAGCCUAUGAAUUAUUCACCUUCUAUGACCUAUGGGUUUGGUGGCUCCAAUCUCACAAAUGCAUCUAUGGAUUUGGUUCCUACUGGGAAUUCUAUGGCAGAUAGUAAAGAGGAUCUGAUUGGUUCUUCUUCACAACCCUCUGCUUCAAUGGUGGAGUCAUUUAGCCCAGCGCUUUGGGACCACCCAACCAAUGCACAAAACAUGGGUUUUUGUGACAUUAAUGGUCAGACCAGUGCAAGCACUUCAAACACAAUGGGAAUUAGAAAAGGGAUUCCUGCCUCUUUGAGAAGUGGGAUUGAUAGACCACUUGAUAUGUGUUGGAACCCACCAAAUUCGAUGUUGAAAGGGGGAAUUUUCUUACCAAAUGGGCCGGCAGGGAUGCUACCGCAGAGCUUGUCUCAGUUUCCAGCUGAUUCUGGGUUCAUUGAGCGUGCUGCUAGGUUCUCGUGCUUCAAUGGUGGGAAUUUUAGUGAUAUGAUGAACCCUUUUGUUGUUCCUGAAUCAAUGAGUCUUUAUUCUAAGGGUGGGGGAAUGAUGCAAUGGGCUGUGGCAGGCCAGGGGACUAAAGCAAUGUCCAGCAAUGAGCUCAAUCAAGUAGGUGAUGCUUCGAACGAGGUUUCUUUGCCUAUUGAUCAUGGGGCAACUGAUGGGAGCCCACUUAAGAAUGAGAAGAAAAGUGAGAGUCUUGUGAAGUCUCACGAUGAAGCAAAAAAUGCAAUGGAUGGGUCUGGUAAUGAGUCUGAUGAAGCCGAUUUCAGUGGUGGUGCGGAGGAGCCGUCUAUGAUGGAGGAUACAGGGGUGGGACCUUCUUCUAAGGGCUCUAAGAAAAGGAAAAGGAGUGGACAGGCUAAUGAACUUGAUCAAACCAAAAUAGCUGCACAUCAAUCCGUUGAAUCAACAAAGGAUGAUACUGAAAUGGUACAGAAGGGAGCUUCAACUACCAACAAGACUACUGGAAGACUUGUCAAACAAGGGUCUCAGACGUCUGAUCCACCAAAAGAAGAAUAUAUUCAUGUUAGGGCUCGAAGAGGCCAAGCAACAAAUAGCCAUAGUCUUGCAGAAAGAGUCAGAAGGGAGAAGAUCAGUGAGAGGAUGAAGUUUCUUCAAGAUCUUGUACCUGGAUGUAGCAAGGUAACUGGGAAGGCAGUGAUGCUGGACGAAAUCAUUAAUUAUGUACAGUCAUUGCAACGGCAGGUUGAGUUUUUGUCAAUGAAACUUGCAACAGUGAAUCCACGAUUGGAUUUAAACAUUGAAAGCCUCCUGGAAAAAGAUAUCCUUCAGUCACGAGUUGGACCUUCAUCUUCGAUGGGAUUUUCUCCGGAUAUGCAUAUUGCCUAUCCUCCACUUCAUCCAUCUCAGUCGGGACUUAUUCAAGCAGGCCUUCCUGGGAUGGGGAGCUCUUCUGAUUUGCUUCGAAGGGCCAUGGGUUCCCAAAUGGCACCUAUGACUGGAGGAUUCAAGGAGCCUUCCCAGCUAUCAAAUGUGUGGGAGGAUGAGCUCCAGAAUGUUUUCCAAAUGAGCUAUGGAACUGGAACUCCCUCCAAUAGCCAAGAUGUCGAUGGAUCUGGGACACCAGGCCAUAUGAAAGUUGAACUUUGACUAUAUGAUUUCUACUUGACACAACACUCAUACGGCCCGCAUAUAUGCACAUUACUACCUUGAUGAAAUAACAAUCAUCAUGAUAUUCCUUCGUCGUAUCACCAAGGAUGAUUAAGAUACCCUCUCAACAUUUACCGCAGGCUCUACCAGUUAAAUUUGACGCCUCUGGCUUGGAGAAUUCUGAGAAAUGUAAUGCAGAAGCAGAUGACAUGCUGAACAAUGCUUCCUAUGCGGAGAGGUGAAAUUUUUUGAUCGAUGGAGCGGUAUUGUUGCUCUCUGGUUCAAUUGACUUUUGUGGAUCAAUGAUGUAUAGAGAUUGAGAGACUAAUGGGGUCCUUGUUUCCAAGAAUCUUGGUGAUGCUUUUGUUCAGUUUAGAAUUUAGAGUAAGAAGCUGUUUGCGUCGAUUAAUUAUGUAUCACCAAAUGUAAUAUAAUCUUCUCUUGUCAGCAAGUGUGCUUUUGGGUCUUGCCCCUAAUUAUGAUCAAAGUGAGGUUGUACACUUCUUCCA